Oreochromis aureus is the source of this 1117-nucleotide messenger RNA. Its product is annotated as CD209 antigen-like protein E. The coding region runs from base 80 to 802 and encodes 240 amino acids. The transcript has 6 exons. The record is from RefSeq and is a predicted model, not a curated record. NCBI's taxonomy places the organism in Eukaryota, Metazoa, Chordata, Actinopteri, Cichliformes, Cichlidae.
CACCUCAAGGCCCAACAAAACAGGACUGAGUGAAGAGUUGACUGAAGUAAGACCAUCAGAUCAUCACAGAAAGAGGAAAAUGAAUGUUAAAGCUUCAAAUACUGUCUAUUCAAAUGUAUCCGAAAUCCAAACUUCACAGUCAUACAUGACUGGACCUCCUCGCUCAGGUGUGAAGAAGAUUUCCUGUAGAUAUACUGCAGUGUUUCUGGGUCUCCUCUGUCUUUUCCUCCUUGCUGGACUCUUAACUCUGGUUUUCCUGUGCAAAUCUGAGUUGGACCAGGAACAAACCAGUUACAAAGAGCUGGAAGACAAACUUAACCAGUUAAAAGACAGUUACAAUGAUCUGGCUAAAGUGCGAGAGCAGCUACAACAAAAACUUGAGAUCACAAGGACAAAUAAGCUUCCGAAGGACAAAUGUCCUCUUUGGGUGAGUUUUGGUCCCAGCUGUUACUACAUAUCAAGUGAAGUGAAGACCUGGGAAGAGAGCAGAAAGGACUGCCAGAGGAGAAAUUCUGACUUGGUGAUAAUCAACAGUGACGAGGAACAGAAAUUCAUUAUGAGCCUAGGCAAAAGAGUUUGGCUUGGCCUGACUGACCAAGAUGAGGAAAAUGUCUGGACAUGGGUGGAUGGGACAACUUUGGCCAAAAGCUACUGGUACCAUCCACAGCCUGACAAUGGAGGAGACGAACAUAUUGAAGAGGAUUGUGCCGAGUUACUAAAUUACAACAAUGAUUUGUUACUCACAUGGAACGACAAAUCUUGCUUAAAAACUAAUCACUGGAUUUGUGAAACUGUGUCAUAAUGGAAAAAUUGAAGCAUGAACGUUUUUUUAAUCAUUACAAUGAACCUUUUAGUGACUUAGCCUGAUCGAUUGAUAGUUGGAGAUGACUGGCUACUGUGUAAAUGUAAAGUGUGAUGUACUUUCAUCAUAUUUUUCAGUGAAACACUGGGGUUUUUUCAGCAUUUCAGCACCUUAUAUUAGUAGUUAGUGGGUUAAUUGUUUCGAGGAUGAACUUUUUCUGGUCAUUUGUAAUUUUCUAUUAAUCACAAUACAAGACAUUUUUUGGUUCAGUCUGUUUCCUGGGUUCAAUUUAAAUACUGUUUUAGUGUUGCUGUA